Penicillium atrosanguineum is the source of this 1239-nucleotide messenger RNA. RefSeq lists its product as uncharacterized. The record is from RefSeq and is a predicted model, not a curated record. Lineage: Eukaryota; Fungi; Ascomycota; Eurotiomycetes; Eurotiales; Aspergillaceae. The coding region runs from base 1 to 1239 and encodes 412 amino acids. The transcript has 2 exons.
AUGUUUGUUCGCUCCAUCCUCCUGGGUGGUGCGGCCGCCAUAGGCGCCAGUGCCAUGCUGGUCGUCCCUGAAAUGGAACCCAAGGUGGAAGCCGUCGAGGAUGGCUUCAUGAAUAUUUCCCCCAUGCUCCUCGAAGAUACCCGCCAUGCUCUUGUCGAUCUGCCCUGUACCGACUGCCCCAUCCGCCAGAUCGAUGAAGAGGGCGCCUUCAGCUGGGUGGAUGGCAAAUCUUCGUCCCUGAUGCUCGACUUCUCUAUCGAAGACAACCGCUUGCUGGCCAACGGUCGCCAGAUCUUCCCUCCCGUUCCUCCUACCCCCGUCGACGUCCUCCAAGAAAUCGAAGAUGGCGAAGUCGACGGUCCCAUGUCUGUUGGCUACGCCCUCGAAGUCAUGCCCGUCCAGACCCCCUUCGACGAGCCCGGCGCUGACCUGCUCGAUGUCCGCUUCACCAUUCUCGACUUGGAUACUCGCCCCGUCCCCGUGGACACCGUCGCCAUCACCCUCGUCCAGGAUCCCGCCGGCGAGCUGUUUAUCGCGAAGACUGAGAUUGAGAAGAACACCCCUCCCUCCGAGCGCAAAUCCUGGAAGAAGUGCCACGGCAAGCCCAAGUGCCUCCAGGAGCUUCUUAUUUCCCGCAUUCGUGGUCUCCUCGCUCAUGCCAAGGAGCGCAUGAUGGGUAAGGGCCCGGGUCCCAAGGCCGGUCCUAAGGGUGGCCCCAAGGGCUGCGAUGGCAAGAAGGGCCUGAAGGGUCUUCUCGGCAUGUUCAGCGGUCACCACGACCCCCACAAGCACCACGAUGAGGCUGGUCCCGAGGGUCACCACCACCACGGCGAGGAGACUGGCCCCGAAGGCAUGUUCCACGACUUCGAAGGUCCAAAAGGUCAUUACGGUCACGGCCACUUCGAUCCCGAGGCCGCCGACCGUCCCCACCACCACAUGCAUCACGGACCCCCUCGCGGUGCUUUCGCCCACACUUUCUCUCGCGUUUUCCGCUUCAUCCUUGUCCCUGCUAUCCUCGGUGUUCUGGCUGGUCUCACUGCCAGCGCCGUCGGCAUGCUUGUUGGCCAGGCCGUUGUCUUCCUUUGGCAGCGUUACCGUGGCACCAAGCCCCAGGAACACAAGGCUGCUUGGGAGCAGGGUGAUGCCUGUGAGAAGCAGGGCCUGAUGAGCGAGUCUGAGAAUGUGCUUCCCGAGUACAUUGAGACUUCGCAAACCCGUGGAUCUAUUGAUAAGAAUUAG